Molecule: messenger RNA, 949 nt
Organism: Humulus lupulus (European hop)
Lineage: Eukaryota; Viridiplantae; Streptophyta; Magnoliopsida; Rosales; Cannabaceae
Product: probable UDP-N-acetylglucosamine--peptide N-acetylglucosaminyltransferase SEC
Exons: 9
Coding region: 74-949 (291 amino acids)
Biological process (GO): protein O-linked glycosylation
Molecular function (GO): glycosyltransferase activity
Source: RefSeq, a predicted model, not a curated record
GUGUGUUUGUGAUUGGGAUGAUCGUGAAAAUAAGUUUAUUGAAGUUGAAGGAAUUCUGAGAAGACAGAUAAAGAUGUCUCUUAUUCCUAGUGUGCAACCUUUCCAUGCAAUAUCCUAUUCAAUUGAUCCAAUGCUUGCACUGGAGAUAAGUCGUAAAUAUGUUGCAUACUGCUCUGUCAUUGCAUCUCGUUAUUCUCUUCCUUCGUUCAAUUAUCCAGCAGCCUUGCCCAUAAAGAGCGAAGGUGGAAGUAAAAGGCUAAGGGUCGGGUAUUUUAGCAGCGACUUUGGUAACCAUCCUCUGUCUCAUCUGAUGGGUUCUGUCUUUGGUAUGCAUGAUAGAGAGAAUGUUGAGGUCUUUUGCUAUGCUUUAAGUGCAAAUGAUGGAUCUGAAUGGAGGCUGCGUAUCCAAUCAGAAGUGGAGCAUUUUAUAGAUGUCUCAUCCAUGUCAUUUGAUAUGAUUUCCAGGAUGAUUAACGAGGAUAAAAUACAGAUCCUUGUCAAUCUUAAUGGUUAUACUAAGGGGGCAAGAAAUGAAAUAUUUGCCAUGCAGCCGGCCCCUAUACAGAUUUCUUACAUGGGAUUUCCUGGAACUACAGGCGCGGACUAUAUACAUUACCUAGUUACUGAGGAGUUUGUGUCACCUUCUCAAUUCAAUCAUAUUUAUUCAGAAAAGAUUGUCCAUCUUCCUCAUUAUGCUGUUCAAAGAGGUGUACAACCAGAUCAGAUUAUUUUCACAGAUGUUGCCAUGAAGGGUGAACAUAUCAAGCGCAGUUCUUUAGCAUAUUUAUUCUUGGACACGCCAUUAUGCAAUGCGCACACCACAGGCACUGAUGUUCUAUGGGCUGGUCUUCCAAUGGUGACCCUUCCACUUAAGAAAAUGGCUACGCGAGUAGCUGGUUCACUGUGUCUGGCCACUAGUGUAGGAGAGGAAAUGAUAGUUAACAGGUAA